CGUACAAGGAAGUCAACCGGAGCGCGUCGCAUGGUUUAAUAAGCAAAUAUCAAACGUGUCACGUUUUAUUUGAACUCGUUAGCGCCACAACCUGCACGAGGAGAAGGGAGGCGUGCGUUUAAUUUGCCAUGCCGGCCAACUACCCCACGCCGGAGCUCUGUACGAUCACGCCGCGCGGGGAGACUUCAGCGAAGUUUACGAGCCGUCGGAGGAUUCCUUCCUGCUCAUUGACGCUCUAGAAAAGGAUGCUGGCGAACUUGAGCGCAUGACUGGGCCGGCCCGGCCGCGCGUGUGCGUGGGGGUGGGCAGCGGCUCCGGAGUGGUUCUGCAUUCCUCGCGUCCCAGCUUGACCGUUUGACAAAAGACACAGUGGAGAAAAGAAACCCAUGGAACUGCGUUUUGUGGAGAGAAAUCAGCUCCAUGCACGAGUAGGAGGCUGGAAAUGAUGGCGGCCAUAAAUGUCCAUAUGUGAAGAAAUGUGAGGCUUUUUAUUUGGUUUGGAUCGAGGUCAAAAAUCUUCCAAGUAUCCUCUAGAGAAGCCAAGGGGCAUGAAAAAAUACUUUUCAGUAGUUGAUGGCGUCCACUAUUUUUCAACGAGUCCUCAUAAAACAAGUGUUGUGGGAUGUUCCUUGUACACGAGGGCCCUCCUCUGAUGGCAGCCAUCAGGAAGAAGCUGGUGAUCGUGGGAGACGGCGCCUGCGGCAAGACCUGUCUGCUCAUCGUCUUCAGUAAGGACCAGUUCCCGGAGGUCUACGUCCCCACAGUCUUUGAGAACUACAUUGCUGACAUUGAAGUGGAUGGCAAACAGGUGGAACUGGCGCUGUGGGACACGGCGGGCCAGGAGGACUACGACCGAUUGAGGCCUCUCUCCUACCCCGACACGGACGUCAUCCUCAUGUGCUUCUCCAUCGACAGCCCCGACAGUCUCGAGAACAUUCCGGAGAAAUGGACACCCGAAGUGAAACACUUUUGUCCCAACGUCCCCAUCAUCCUGGUGGGCAACAAGAAGGACCUCAGGAACGACGAGAGCACGCGCCGAGAGCUGGCCAAGAUGAAACAGGAGCCGGUCAAGUCGGACGAAGGCAGAGACAUGGCCAACCGCAUCGGCGCCUUCGGCUACCUGGAGUGCUCGGCCAAGACCAAGGACGGCGUGCGGGAGGUGUUUGAGAUGGCCACCCGGGCCGCCCUGCAGGUGCGCAAGCGCAAGAAGAGGAACGGCUGCCAGCUCCUGUAAGGGGGACGCGUGAAAGACCGACGACACCACACGCCUGUACGAGCAAGACACGCGGGGGGGCCCUUUGCGCGGCUUCUCACACCUUUGGUUGUGGCCAAGGACUUGCCACUGCCUCCCUCCCUCUCUCUCUCUCCCUCCCUAUCCAAAAUGUCUUUGUAGUCAUGUGCAUUGACUUGACAAAUACAUCACAUCUUCGUCUGCACCA
Molecule: messenger RNA, 1439 nt
Organism: Syngnathus acus (greater pipefish)
Lineage: Eukaryota; Metazoa; Chordata; Actinopteri; Syngnathiformes; Syngnathidae
Product: rho-related GTP-binding protein RhoA-D-like
Exons: 6
Coding region: 623-1234 (203 amino acids)
Biological process (GO): small GTPase-mediated signal transduction
Molecular function (GO): GTP binding; GTPase activity
Source: RefSeq, a predicted model, not a curated record